Dioscorea cayenensis subsp. rotundata (Guinea yam) is the source of this 423-nucleotide messenger RNA. Its product is annotated as zinc finger protein ZAT1-like. NCBI's taxonomy places the organism in Eukaryota, Viridiplantae, Streptophyta, Magnoliopsida, Dioscoreales, Dioscoreaceae. Bases 1 to 423 code for a protein of 140 amino acids. The record is from RefSeq and is a predicted model, not a curated record. The transcript has 2 exons.
AUGAAUAUGAUGAUGAUGUCAUCCAAAAACACAGAGCUAGAUCUCUUGUUUCUUGUUGGAGAACAUGAAGAAAAACAUCAACAUCAUCAUCAUCAUAAAGAGCAUAAGAAGAGAAGCAGAGAGUUUGAUGAUGAGUUUGAGUGUAAAACAUGUGGACGUUGUUUCCCUUCAUUUCAAGCACUUGGAGGACAUAGAACAAGUCAUAAGAGAAGAAGAAGUGUUGAUGGAGAUCAUGAUAACAAGCUGGUUGAGAAGAAGAAGAUGAUGAUGAUGAAAAAGAGUCAUGAAUGUAGUGUUUGUGGGGUUGAGUUUGAAAUGGGGCAGGCUUUAGGUGGUCAUAUGAGAAGGCACAAUCCUGUAUUGAAGAAGAAGAACAACAUGAACAACAACAACAACAACAAGGUGAUCCAGGUUUUGUUAUAG